Messenger RNA from Meleagris gallopavo (turkey), 2778 nucleotides. The record is from RefSeq and is a predicted model, not a curated record. Lineage: Eukaryota; Metazoa; Chordata; Aves; Galliformes; Phasianidae.
GAUUAAGUACAAGGAGAGUAUUGGAAAAGGAACUCCAAUUCCUGAUCUCCCAGAAGUGAAACGUGUCAAGGAGACGCAGAAGCACAUCAGCUCGGUCUUGUACAAAGAGGAGCUGGGGACAGGUAUCCCAACACCUGUAACUCCAGAAAUAGAGAGAGUCAGACGCAAUCAAGAACACAUUAGCUCGGUGUCAUACAAAGAGGGCUUAGGGAUGGGCAUCCCAACCCCGGUCACUCCAGAGAUGGAGAGAGUCAAACGCAACCAGGAGAACAUUAGCUCGGUGUUGUACAGAGAGGGGCUGGGAAUUGGAACCCCAGUGCCUGUGACCCCUGAGAUGGAGAGGGUCAAACGCAACCAGGAAAUCUUUAGCUCGGUGGUGUACAAAGAGAACGUGGGGAUGGGGACCCCCACCCCUGUCACUCCUGAGAUUGAGAGAGCCAAACGCAAUCAAGAACACAUUAGCUCGGUGUUGUACAAAGAGAACGUGGGGAUGGGGACCCCCACCCCUGUCACUCCUGAGAUUGAGAGAGUGAAACGCAAUCAAGAACACGUUAGCUCGGUGUUGUACAAAGAGAACGUGGGGAUGGGAACCCCCACCCCUGUCACUCCUGAGAUUGAGAGAGCCAAACGCAAUCAAGAACACGUUAGCUCGGUGUUGUACAAAGAGGAGCUGGGGACAGGGACCCCAAUACCUGUCACUCCUGAAGUUGAGAGAGUCAAACGCAAUCAAGAACACAUUAGCUCGGUGUUGUACAAAGAGAGCGUGGGGACGGGGACCCCCACCCCCAUCACUCCAGAGAUGGAGAGGGUCAAACGCAACCAAGAGAUCUGUAGCUCGGUGUUGUAUAAGGAGAACAUAGGGAAAGCCACCCCAACCCCUGUGACUCCUGAGAUGGAGAGAGUCAAACGCAAUCAAGAGAUCAUUAGCUCGGUUUUGUACAAGGAAAAUGUGGGGAAAGUGACCCCAACACCAAUCACUCCAGAGAUGGAGAGAGUCAAACGCAAUCAAGAAAUCAUUAGCUCGGUGUUGUACAAAGAGAACUUGGGGCGAGCAACCCCCACCCCUAUCACUCCUGAGAUGGAGAGAGUGAAACGCAAUCAAGAACAGAUUAGCUCGGUUGUGUACAAGGAAGGCUUAGGGAAGGCGACCCCCACACCGGUCACUCCCGAGAUGGAGCGAGUCAGACGCAACCAGGAACAAAUUAGCUCGGUGUUGUACAAAGAACAGCUGGCAAAAGGAACCCCAACCCCGAUGACCCCUGAGAUGGAGAGAGCGAAGCGCAACCAGGAAAACAUCAGCUCAGUCCUUUACUCAGACAGCUUCCGAAAACAAGUACAAGGCAAAGCUGCUUAUGUUCUGGACACACCUGAAAUGCGGCGUGUGCGGGAGACACAGAAACACAUCUCUACAGUGAAAUACCAUGAAGAUUUUGAGAAAAACAAAGGUACUUUCACACCUGUAGUCACUGACCCCAUAACAGAACGUGUGAAGAAGAACAUGCAGGACUUCAGUGACAUCAGCUACAGAGGCAUUCAGAGACGAGUGGUACAAAUGGAGCAGAAGCGCGUGGACCAGGACCAGGAGAAUCUGACAGGUCUUCGUGUGUGGCGCACAAAUCCCGGCUCUGUCUUUGACUACGACCCUGCAGAGGACAACAUUCAGUCCAGGAGCUUACACAUGAUCUCAGUCCAAGCACAGCGCCGCAGCAGGGAGCACUCCCGCUCUGCCAGUGCCCUGAGCAUCAGCGGAGGGGAUGAGAAAUCAGAGCCCUCGGAGGGAUUGAAUCAGCACCUGUCCUACUACAGCAACGAAGGCUUCUUCACCACCACUGCCACAGUGGGUUAUAAACAUGCUAAGACCAUAGAGCUGCCACAACAACGGUCAGCCUCUGUUGCCACUCAGCAAACCACCGUGUCAUCAGUUCCUUCCCACCCAUCCACUGCUGGGAAGACAUACCGGGCCAUGUAUGACUACACAGCAGCCGACGCUGACGAGGUUUCCUUCAAGGAUGGUGACACGAUUGUCAACGUGCAAGCCAUUGAUGAAGGCUGGAUGUAUGGGACCGUGCAGAGAACUGGCAAGACAGGUAUGCUGCCAGCCAACUACGUGGAGGCUGUGUGAGCCAGAGAACAGCCCUCCCCAGGCACAGCCAUUUCCCGCUGUCAGCAACAGAACUUUCUAACACCGAAGCACUGCACUGUCUUCCAUGGUGAGUGGUAGUGCUUUACAAACCAGCAUGGGGAGAAAAAAAAAAAUAAUAAUACACAACAAAAUACUCCUGAAACUUCCCUUCAAAUUAUUUCUGAAAACUGCCUGCAGGCACCACCUGGUGCUGCUCACGAGAGCUGCCUUGCUUCUGGUGUCCAAAACCUUUUUGAAAUUGCCUACAUCUUCAUUUAAAACAUUUAAGCAUACAAUACUAUCAGCAUGUUUUAAGCAAUGCCAAAAAUCACAACAUAGUUCAGUAUCACUGAGCUUUUGUACCUGUACUGGAGACUAUGACUACCAACCAUUACUUCAUUCAUUCUCCCAUCAGGAGAGAAUCUUUGUGAGCUACUCUGAAACUUUCAAACAUGUUUGUUUUCCAUGUAAGCUUAGGAUCUCAAACCAAGGUUUAUCUGGAGGGGAGGUGGUAAAAAAAAAGAGGAGGGGGGAAAUCUCACAAAGCAAAAGCCUCUUCUGUCUGCUUGCUGAGCUCUUAUGCAGAUGUUUUUCUGUUCUGGGGUCAAAAGUUGUUACUUGUAAAUUAGUGACUAAAUAAAGCUCAUGUUUCCGCA